GAUUCUUGACGAAGAACGAGGAUUUUCUUUUGCGCUUUGUCAGCCAUCUGUCAAGAACAAGGGUAACUUUUUGUAUCAUGAGCCUUAGAGCAACUUUGUCUUAGCUGUUUUCCAGACAAAGGAACUAUAUUUAGGGACCAGAUAAUAAUUUUACUCCUUUCACUGGGCAGAGUAGAUUCUAUUGUGUCUUCUGUGUUGACGUAUAUACCAUCGUCACUAGUCAUACAUUAAAUUAGAGGCCCUUGAGCCUACUUUGAUAAAAAGUUUCUCUCUCAUUGGAACAGCAACAUGAACAAAUAUUCAGGCGCACUGGCAACAAUCACUAUUUUAUUGCUCGUUGAAUUCCUUCUUGCAGCAGAGCUCUCAGGAGAAAUUCAACCUGACAACAAAGUUACUUCUUCUCCUCCUACAAAUAUCCUGGAAACCAAACGCAAUCUCCUACCCAACGAAACCAAUCCACAAUGUCCCUCUGACUAUUUUCUAGAUACAGAGAGUCUUCAGUGCACAAAUGAGUGCUCCCAGGACAUGUUUAUUUCUGCAAAAACAUGCGUUAAAGCUUGUCCACCAGAUUCCUAUAUUACUGCGGAUCGCAACUGUGUUACCAGUUGCCCAACAUCACAGCCAUAUGUUGACAUCGUCCAAGAUUACAAAAUUUGUCGUUCGACUUGUCCAUCUUGGAAGCCAUUUAAGAAUGGAAGACUUUGUGUGGCACAAUGCAAUUCGUAUCAAUGGCUCGAUUUGGAAAACAAGGAAUGUCAUUACGGCUGUCCUAAAGAUAAACCUUUGCGUGAUGGCCGCAUCUGUAGACAUCAAUGUCCAAGUUACCGAGUACAAGAUGGAGAAAAUUGUUUAGAUAGCUGUCCAGCUAACAAAUUUCUCCUCAACAGUACUUUCUGCACAAGUAGCUGUCCACAAGAUAUGGUAUAUGAUGGCCAAGUUUGUCGCUAUCAUUGCCAUGGGAAGUUCCGCGUAACAUUAAACUAUCAAUCACCAGUCUGUGUCGAAACCUGUCCUCCAUCGAAACCACUUCUCGAUGGUGAAACAUGUGUCGACCAAUGUCCAACAGGCAAAAAACAACAUAACAAUACCUGUGUGGAAUUCUGUCCAGCAGAGGCACCGUACAAUUUGAACAAUCAAACUUGUGUAUCCGAAUGUCCGGAGAGACUAGCACUUUCCGGUUUUGACUGUGUCGAUCGCUGUCCCAAUAAUACAGUUCUUUAUAAUCGAGCAUGUAGAACAAGUUGCGACUUUUCAGAAGCUCCAUUAAUCGACGAUGGAAAGUGUGCAUCCAAAUGUUCUUCUAAAAGACCAUACAUUGUUAUUAGUGGUCAACCCUUCAUACAAACUUGUGUCGAUCAGUGCCCUUCUUAUUGGCCUUAUGUCUAUCAAUCUAUAUGUCGCUCUUCUUGUCCCGAUUACACUUAUCGAUCAGGAAAACUUUGUCUAGACGCCUGUCCUUCCAACUCUGUCAUAUACGGUAGAGAAUGUCUUGAUUCCUGUCCAAAAGGAACCUUUAUAAGCGAUCAAUUGUAUGAUGGUAACGCAAACUGCGUACAUGCGUGCCCUUCUGGAAGAAACAAUGCCACACACUGCAUAGCCAUGGAUAAACCAAAGCCAUCCAAGACACCCCAACCUAGUAUUGAACCAGCAACCAACAACACAAACAGCAGCAAUUGUACUAUUCAAGAUGUUGCAGCCUUGAUUAAUAAUGUUUGUUUGGAAAAGUGCUUUGCUGUAAGAAUUGUCAUGUAUGAGUUGGAACGAACGGUAUUCCAAGAAUUAUUUAGAAGAGUAUUGGAUAAUCAGUAUCAAGUAACACCUGAAGAAAGAAAAGCUUUGGUACAGUGUGAUAAUAGUAUUGUUCGAAGAGGUAUAUUUUCAGCUUUGACGUCUUUUUCGUUAAUUUAUUAUGGGCUGAAACAAUUUCAAAAGCAUUUCAACGCUUCGAGCUCUUUGAGGCUUCGUCCCGCAAUACCAGCCACUCUAUUAGGUUUAACCACUGGAUUCUUCUAUGGAAGAACUGCUGCACCAGGUUGUCUACAAAACCUUAUGAAUGUUCCCAAUUCAGCUGUAGCAGAAGAAGUAAAAAUUAUUAUAAGGGAACUUUAUGAACAGUCUCCAUCCUCGACUACAGGUCAAACCAUAGCAACUCGAUAUGGUUUCCUAUUGGAUAGCACAACAGUACCUAUGAAAAUAUCUGAUGUAGGUUUUGGAGAUAACGAAAAUAGUGAUUGGAAGGAAGUUGAUACUUGGCAAUCAGAUAAUUCGAUAUAUCAAGGCACAGUUCAAAAGAGAGUGGGUCCCAGAAACUCUGACAAAAGAAGAGUCAUUCGUCCCAAUGACAAGGUGCAAAACCAUAUUCAUCAAGAUGCUUUAGCCAAUUCUACCUCUUCAUUACCUAGUAACGAAACAGAUUAUGGAUUUGCAUCAUUGCCUGGAUAUUCAAGCAGCCAAUCAGAUAGCGAUGUAUUAGAGUCAUGGGAUAUAGGAAAUGAUAAUCAACAAGAAAAUACAAACAAUGAACCAAAUGUCAAAAAAGAGUCGCAUAGAAGAAGAAGAAGAAAUGAGUUUCGUAAAAGUAAUGGGCAAGUUAAGUCCUUGGAAAGUGAUCCAACUGAGCAAGGAACAAUCCAGACAGAUACAAAAGAUUUACUUUCCAGUCGUCAAGAUACGGAUGCCUUGUGGGAUUCAUCUUUCUCGGGUAAAGGAUCUUCAGCAACUGCUUUUUAAGUGCACAGCAUCUUCUCGCAUGUCUUUUCCAAAAAAAAAUAGGUUGAUUGGUCUUCUCAUUGAACUGAAUUGCUCAUAAAUCUUUUUUUUGAAAAUUGCUAGUCGAGAAGCCAUGAAUUUUGUAUGUUCUGAUGGUUUGUAUGAUAAGAAUACCUCGGAUAAAUACUCCCGUUGUUUUUGCUAUAAACCAAAAGAUUGUAAA
This is a messenger RNA of Galdieria sulphuraria, 2932 nucleotides long. Its product is annotated as transmembrane receptor protein tyrosine kinase. NCBI's taxonomy places the organism in Eukaryota, Rhodophyta, Bangiophyceae, Galdieriales, Galdieriaceae. The record is from RefSeq and is a predicted model, not a curated record. The coding region runs from base 289 to 2730 and encodes 813 amino acids. The transcript is spliced from 10 exons.